This is a messenger RNA of Colletotrichum orchidophilum, 171 nucleotides long. RefSeq lists its product as uncharacterized. NCBI's taxonomy places the organism in Eukaryota, Fungi, Ascomycota, Sordariomycetes, Glomerellales, Glomerellaceae. The annotation marks the transcript as partial. The transcript has a single exon. The record is from RefSeq and is a predicted model, not a curated record.
GAAAAAGUAAUAUUUACUUUUUAUAAUAACGUACGGAGGCAGCGCUUAGCUAUCCGUAUAUAUACCCUAAAUAAUAAAAACUUAUUCUUAAUUACUAAACUACUUCGUACAAAACCUUCUAUAACGAUUAGAAAUUAUAAUAACCUUUACGUACGAAAAUAUUCUUAUUAA